Molecule: messenger RNA, 935 nt
Organism: Glycine soja
Lineage: Eukaryota; Viridiplantae; Streptophyta; Magnoliopsida; Fabales; Fabaceae
Product: zinc finger protein 6-like
Exons: 1
Coding region: 214-732 (172 amino acids)
Biological process (GO): trichome differentiation; gibberellic acid mediated signaling pathway; cytokinin-activated signaling pathway
Cellular component (GO): nucleus
Molecular function (GO): DNA-binding transcription factor activity; transcription cis-regulatory region binding
Source: RefSeq, a predicted model, not a curated record
CGUAUAUGUAAAUGCUGCUCUGGUUUUUGUCUCAUCCAUUGAAACUCUACCUCUUGUCUCUUUUUUCUUUCUUCUAACAAAUGAUUAUGCUUUCCUCUUCUAUAAAAAUCUCUCUUUCUUUGUACUUCACACACACAGUUACUACUUAACCACAUAUUUCGGUGCAUCAUCCAACUUCUUAAUCACUCACAUCCCUCACAUAACUCAUCAUAUAUGGCUGAAGUUGAAUACCAUGCAAAAUCCAAUACUAACACUCCACCCCUAAAGCUCUUCGGCAUCAACAUUAACAAGUCCCCAGAAGAUCAAACUCACGAAUUAGCAAGUUCGAAUUCCGAGACUUUCAUGAAUUCAAGAAAGUACGAGUGCCAGUACUGCUGCAGAGAAUUCGCAAACUCACAGGCACUGGGAGGGCACCAAAACGCGCACAAGAAAGAGAGACAGCUCUUGAAACGUGCCCAAAUGCAAGCUGCUCGUGGUUUUGUCGCUUCACAAAUUCAUAACACAAUCAUAUCAAGUUUCUCUCCACAGUCUCAGCCACCUUUGUCGUGGUUAUGCACACCACAUGGUGGUGCUGCCUUUGUGGCUCCUGGAAGACUAGUCUAUGCUGCAGCUGCUGAUGGCCGUGCCCGCCACCACCAUCCUCUACCACGGUUCGGUGGCUUCAACGGCGGUGAUGGUAGUGGUGGUGGUCGUGAACGAGUCUUCGAUUUGGAUUUGCAUCUUAGCCUAUGAGUUCUCUGAGUCCGAUUUUUCAUUUAAUUUAGCAUCAUAUGUGUAGCAGCCGCCUUUGUAUUUUCUUUUCUUUUCUUUUUAUCACCCCAUGUUAUUGGUGUGCCUCUGUUAAAGAUUCAACCUGACUAGUCACUUUAGUGGAUCUCUUCUCAGUCAUAUAUUUUUUCAUCCACUUGCAAUCCAAUUUCACUUCCACUUGUUAA